Molecule: messenger RNA, 1200 nt
Organism: Coccinella septempunctata (seven-spotted ladybird)
Lineage: Eukaryota; Metazoa; Arthropoda; Insecta; Coleoptera; Coccinellidae
Exons: 3
Coding region: 1-1200 (399 amino acids)
Source: RefSeq, a predicted model, not a curated record
AUGACUGAAACUUGGUUGGAUGGCUCAAUUGGUGACCUGGAGCUGCAGCUGAGGGACUAUAAUAUCUACAGAAAUGAUCGUUCUUCUUUAACCAGCGAUAGGGAAAGGGGUGGUGGCUGUCUGGUUGCUGUUCGGAAAAGUUUAUCUGUCCAGUGCGUGACGCGGGUGCAAGUGUCCGUGGAAGAUUUAUUGGUGGUUGUGACGAUCGGUUGCCAGAGGUUCUUGUUCGUGACGGCCUAUAUACCCCCUCGAAUGCAUGUGUCUUACUAUGAGAAUCACUGUGCGAACAUCGAGGCUGCAGUGGAGGAGUUUGAACCGGACGGAGUAUUCAUUGUUGGUGACUACAAUCUACCAUAUAGUGUGUGGUCUAGCGGCCAGUCGGGUUUGUCUGUUGAGUCGGUAAAAUCGUUAUCCGACGUUGAGAGAUUGAGAUCGGACCUAAAGGCAGUUGAGGAUUGGUGUGCUGCCAAUUGUCUGGCUAUCAACGUUGAUAAAUGUAAGUUCAUGACGAUAUCCCGUCUGGAGCGCCCCAUCAUGGUCGAUUAUUGCAUAGGUGGUAAGAAUAUAGAUAGAGUGUUUGUUUUCAAGGAUCUGGGUGUUUCAUAUGAUAGCACAUUGUCUUUUAGGGCACAUAUUCAGGCCAUUUCUGCGUCAUCUCUCAGGACUUUGGGAUUCGUUAUUAGAAAUGCUAGGGACUUCAACGUCGAGACUCUGCAACAUCUUUAUAUAUCUUUAGUUAGACCUAUGUUGGAGUUCUCAUCUGUCGUGUGGUCUCCAUACUUAUCGAUCGAUGUUUCUUUGCUGGAGAGGGUUCAGAACAGGUUUCUCAGGUGUGCUGCUGUUAGAAUGGGUACUUUCUCGAUCUAUACUUUCUCAGCUAGUCGAAUGCGCGACCGUCUUGGUCUGUCCUCUUUGAGAACGAGGAGGUUUCAUGCGGAUGUGAUAUUAAUUGCUAAGCUCUUUCAAGGUCUUUUGUACUCCCCUGACUUGUUAUCGCAAUUCAGUCUGUAUGUUCCUCCUAGACCCAUCCGAAGGUUUGAUUUGUUUCGACUUGCACAGUCGAGGACUAAUUAUUGUUUAAAUUCUCCGGUUUCGAGGAUGAUGAGAAACGCUAAUGUCGUGGACUCCUUAGGAGUUGAUAUAUUUCAUGAUUCCAUUUCGAGGUUGAGAAGAGAUUUGAAGUACCUGAUAAGACUGUGA